Messenger RNA from Juglans microcarpa x Juglans regia, 570 nucleotides. RefSeq lists its product as uncharacterized. The transcript has 2 exons. NCBI's taxonomy places the organism in Eukaryota, Viridiplantae, Streptophyta, Magnoliopsida, Fagales, Juglandaceae. The record is from RefSeq and is a predicted model, not a curated record. The coding region runs from base 95 to 433 and encodes 112 amino acids.
UUGCCUUCUCCCCACUAUAAAAACCCCCCACCACAUUUCCCUUCUUCCAUUCUAACCUCUUUUUCUUUCCUUCAAUUUCUCUUUUCAUUUUCCCAUGGCCAAGGAGCUCGAAGAACUCCAAGAAUGCGACGUCAUUUUUCCCGAUCAAAUGGGUCGCCAUAACAAGUCCAAGAAGUCCAACACCGAGAAGAGAAUGGCCAACUCGCCUCCCCUCGGUAUCCCGGAUAGAAUAUUCCACCGCUUGGUUAGCGAUGACCUUGACGACGCAAGGGAAGACGGGGAAAUGGUACCUCCCCACGUUAUCAUAGAGCGGCGAAUCGCCGGGAAAAUGGCGUUCUCGCUUUGCACCGGCAACGGGAGGACUCUCAAGGGCCGGGAUUUAAGCCAUGUUCGGAAUUCGAUUCUCAGAAUGACUGGCUUUUUGGAAACGUGACGACUGCUUUAAUCUAUGAGUCUAUACCAUUACCUGUAUUAAUCCAUGGCCGCAAGGCCGCGACUACUCUUUUUUUUUUUUUUUUUUUUCAAAGAAAUGUUAUGCGGUAGUGAAAAGGAAAAUACUUUCAUUCGGCA